Molecule: messenger RNA, 2143 nt
Organism: Cannabis sativa
Lineage: Eukaryota; Viridiplantae; Streptophyta; Magnoliopsida; Rosales; Cannabaceae
Product: myb family transcription factor PHL6
Exons: 7
Coding region: 575-1990 (471 amino acids)
Molecular function (GO): DNA-binding transcription factor activity; DNA binding
Source: RefSeq, a predicted model, not a curated record
AGAAAGGAGAUGACAUUGGCAUCUGACAAAUGACAAACCAGCUACUUUCAAAAUGUAACACACCAUUGGAGCGUCUACUUAACUUCCUCUAACAGAGCGCGUGGGAUACCAAAUUUUAUUUUAACUAUACUCACUUGCUUGCCCUUCAAUGAAAGUUGAAAGCUUUCCAUUUUUACAUGGCUUACCUCAUCACAUCAUCCUUAAUUUCUCACUAACUCAAUCAUUAGCCGCAACCCAAAAUAACCAAAUACCAAAUCUCAAUUCAUUUUUUUCUUCUUACAUUUCUCUACAACUCUUAUCUUCUUCUUUAUCUAAAUCUACCUUCUUGUUCCUGAUUGGGGUUCUUCUGCAACUGGGAAAUACUACUUCAUUUGAUGGAUUGGAUUAUUAGGCAGAGUUCCUUUAAACUAAGCAAAAGUUGUUGAAGUACACCAAUAUGGCCACACCAGAGAAGCAACUGCAGCCAAUUUGAUUUGUCAAAAUGUGAAUUUUUGUUUCUUUUAGGAGAAAAAAGAGUAUGGAUUGAAACUAAAUCAGGAGAGGAUAUUAUUCAGCUCGGGUUUCAUCUACCGCCAUGAGUCAUCAAAGUAUUGUUUCAAUGACACAAGGAGAGGCUUCCAAAGAAGUCUCAAGCUCAUAUUGCAUUCCUUUAUGUCCAGGGCAGAGUUUAUUGGGUGGUGAAUGUUCAUCUUCACUUUCAUCGCCGUUCAUACGCACACAGUCUCUUAGUUCUCCUAUACAUCCUCCUAAGUACAGUUUUGGAUCUAGUUCUAGUAGUACUCCUAUGUCUCCUGGUUCUCAUGUUGAGCAUACUAAGAGUUCAUUUUCGCGGUCUUCUGUCUUCUGCACUAGUUUAUACCAGUCUUCAAUGAGCUCAGAAACACAAAGGCAUCUUGGGAAUUUGCCUUUUCUUCCACCUCCAUCGUGUAACCAGUCGGUUUCUGCUGUUGCAUCAACAAGUUCUCCAUUGCUUUUCAGUGGAGAUUUAAGCAAUCAAUUUGAUGAGGACCAAUCUGAUUCAGCAGAAGCUCUCAUGAAAGACUUUCUUAAUUUAUCUGGGGAUGCAUCUCAUCAUUCUCACAGUAACUUUCAUGGUCUGAGCUGUGCAAGUGAUAGUGUAGCAUUCACUGAUAACUUGGAAUUGCAAUAUUUGACUGAUGAACUUGACUUUGGUAUCUCUGACCACGCAGAAACUCCCAGAGUUGAUGAAAUAUAUGAGACUUCACCAAAACCAUCCAUAGGAUUGAUGUCUGAUGACGGUUUUCGCUCAACGGCUCCACCUGUAGACGCCCUUUUAAACGUCCCAUCUCCUGGACCUGCUGCUCUACAUAAACCCCGAAUGCGAUGGACGCCUGAACUCCACGAGCGAUUUGUAGAGGCUGUUAACAAGCUUGAUGGAGCUGAAAAGGCUACUCCAAAGGGUGUAUUAAAGGUUAUGAAAGUUGAAGGCUUAACAAUUUACCAUGUUAAAAGUCACUUACAGAAAUACCGACUUGCCAAGUAUAUCCCAGAGAAAAAGGAAGAGAAGAAGGAUUCUGCUGGCCUUGAAGAAAAGAAAACACCAUUAAGUAGCUUCGAAAUCGAUAGCAAGAGAAAAGGGAGUAUUCAAAUCACCGAGGCUCUUCGAAUGCAAAUGGAAGUUCAGAAACAAUUACAUGAGCAGCUUGAGGUUCAAAGGGCUCUUCAAUUGCGCAUAGAGGAGCACGCGAGAUACUUGCAAAAGAUCUUAGAAGAACAGCAGAAAGCUGGUAGUGCCUUGGUUUCCUCUCAAGCUUUGUCAUCAUUGAGUAGCCCGAGCUGUGAAGAGUCUCACCAACAGCCUUCCCCUUGUGCUGUUGUAUCAUCAAGCCAACAACUAGACUCUAAAACCGACUCUGCAUCGUCCUCUCCCCCAUUCAACAAGCACAAAUCUACUCAAAGUAGUCAUGAUUGUGAUCCAAAACAAAGUAACAAACGAAUCCGUCUUCAUGAUGAUGAUGAUGAUUGUUGAAAAUUCUCAAUUGUAUGUUAUGUGAGCUUUUUGUAUAUCAUUGAGUUAGCCAAAUUUGUAGUAUAUUUGUUUUAGUUUUGGUAUUAGUUUUUGACUCUUUAAGCAAUUUGAUUGAUAGAUAUGAAAAACUGUUAUCUUAUCUUUCGUUUCAAA